UCGUUCUUGCCGGUGCUUCGCGGGAAGGCAAAGAAACAAGUGGGCGGGAGAGAGACGGCGUUAGGGUUUCGAUUUGUGGGGUUUGGGCGAUGGCUGGCGAGAAGCCACCGUUAGAGAUAUGCAAGGGCGUCAAUGACCUCGACAAGGUCGUCGCGCUCAGAGACGCCCGCGGGAGCUCGGCCGAGCAAAUAGAGCAAUUGAGGAGAAGGUCGUAUGCACUAACUGGGGAAGUGAAAUUUGCACAGGAGGAGGAUAUUCGACUAGAGACGACACGUGCUCGAUUGUCAAAUGUGCUCAAAAGGCAUGAAGAGUUGAAGGAGCGGUUAUCAAGGGACUCUGAUAAGAUGAUAUUUGAGCGUUUGCAGAAAGAAUUUGAAGCUGCACGAGCUGCUCAAUCUGAAGAGAUCUCCUUGGAUGGUGAGCAGUGGAAUGAUGGACUACUAGCUACGAUCCGUGAAAGAGUUCACAUGGAAGCUGAUAGAAAGGCAAUAUCAAGUCAAACAAGUACUCCGCUGGAUCCACCGAUCCAUGCAAAAAUAACAUACAAAAUAAAAAAUAAGGUGAUAUGUUGUCUGGAAGGUGCGAGAAUUGGCAUACAAUUUGAGACCAUUUUUGCUGGAGAACCUUGUGAAAUAUACCAUUGUGUGCUUGAAAGCAAAUCAUUUCUUGAAAAGAUGUCAGUGAUUGAGCACACAGUUCCUUUCUUUCUCCCAAUACGGGAAGCAGAAAAUGACCUUCUCUCUUCUAAUGCAAUUAAAUUCAUAGAUUAUGUUGGAGAAAUUCUGCAGUCGUAUGUUGAGAGGAGAGAACAGGUUCGCCUUAUCAAGGAGCUAUAUGGAAACCAAAUUGGGGAACUAUUUCAUAGCCUUUCUUACAACUUAAUUGAAUUUGUAUUGGAGGACUUUGAUUGCAAGGUGACUGUCAGUCUCAGAUAUGCCGACCUUGUUUCUAUAUUGCCAAGUAGGAUCAGGGUUUUGGCAUGGCCUGUACACCCUUCUAAGAAGAUUUUAGCGGUGGAUAGAAAAGAAAGUGGGCCUGCACUAGCUCAAUCUAUUCCAUCUCGUCUUUCCUAUGCUGAGGAUGCUCUCAGAACUAUGAGCUUGCCAGAAGCAUAUGCAGAGAUAGUGUUGAAUCUCCCCCGGGUGCUGCAACAGAUGUUCCCACAUCUUGGUGGUGCUUAAGUUUAGGUGAGCGCUUGCAUUCGGAACAAAUAUCAAAGCUAUAUGGUUCUCUAUCAUGACCAAAAUAAUGCAAAGAAACCUUGGCUCACAGCAAAGGAUGCUAGUCUUCCUGCACCAUUUCUCACUGCUUAAGAAUGUUUUACGGGAAACUACAGACCAGCACAAUCUGAUAAGCAGUCCAUUUCAUUCUGCAUGUAGAUAGAUUUCGAUACACUAAUUUUGACUUGGUCUGUUGAAGUUACCAUGGAUGAAAGGUCUUGUUGUGUUUCUUAGAACUGAUAACUAACUUUUCUAUGAGACCUGUAAAGGGGACUGCUAAUUAUUAUAUGAGCGAUGCUACUUAGGCUUUU
Messenger RNA from Musa acuminata subsp. malaccensis (wild Malaysian banana), 1531 nucleotides. The record is from RefSeq and is a predicted model, not a curated record. Lineage: Eukaryota; Viridiplantae; Streptophyta; Magnoliopsida; Zingiberales; Musaceae.